Brassica rapa (field mustard) is the source of this 10558-nucleotide messenger RNA. RefSeq names its product ABSCISIC ACID-INSENSITIVE 5-like protein 2. Gene Ontology annotation, molecular function: DNA-binding transcription factor activity. Gene Ontology annotation, cellular component: nucleus. Gene Ontology annotation, biological process: positive regulation of DNA-templated transcription. The record is from RefSeq and is a predicted model, not a curated record. Lineage: Eukaryota; Viridiplantae; Streptophyta; Magnoliopsida; Brassicales; Brassicaceae.
UCUCCUCCAUAAUGAUUUACACCAUUACUAAGAAGAGAGAGCUCGAACCCUCUAACGAUGAGGAACAAAUUGAAACCAAUGAUCAGGUUAAUCAAGCAAACGGCGAUCCAGGUGAGGACGAGCCGAUUCAGGAUCUAUUGGAACCGUUCUCGAAGGAACAGCUUCUAGAUCUCCUCAAACAAGCGGCGAAUAACCACCCCGACGUCGCGAAUCGAAUCCGCGAAGUAGCAGACGAAGACCCAUCUCACCGCAAGAUCUUCGUCCACGGACUCGGGUGGGACACCACAACUGAAACCCUAAUCGAAGCUUUCAAUCAACACGGAGAGAUCGAAGUCCAAAGGCUACGGCUUUAUUCUGUUUAAGUCGAGAUCAGGCGCUCGCAACGCGCUUAAGCAGCCUCAGAAGAAGAUUGGGAGCCGUAUGACGUCGUGUCAGUUUGCUUGUAAAGGACCCGUGGUUGAGGGUUUGAGUGUGGAGCAUACUCAGAGGAAGAUUUAUGUUAGUAAUGUUGGAGCGGAGCUUGAUCCGGAGAGGCUGCUGGCGUUUUUCUCGAGGUUUGGUGAGGUUGAGGAAGGUCCGUUGGGUCACGAUAAGUUUACUGGGAGGCAUAAAGGGUUUUGUCUUUUUGUGUAUAAGAGUGGUGAGAGUGCCAAGAGGGCUUUGUAGGAGCCGCAUAAGACGUUUGAGGGGCAUGUUUUGCAUUGUCAGAAGGCUGUAGAUGGUCCCAAACAGGGGAAGCAGCAGCAGUUUGACACUCCCAGUCACAACAAUCCUCGUUACGGUGCACCUGGUGGUUUUGUGGCUGGUAACCAAGCUGGGAUGGGUGCUCCAGCGCAAGGGGUGGACCCAGCUAUUGGACAGGCUUUGACUGCUUUGUUAGUGUCGCAGGGAGCUGGUUUGGGGUUUAAUCCGGCACUUGGUCAGGCUUGGUUGGGAUCAUUUGGUACUCACAGUAUGUCACCUGGUGCAAUACCUAACUAUCAGACUCCACCACUUGGCCAGGGCGGUAAAGGCAGAGGGCAACAUGGUUUUGGACAAUACUCUCCUUACAUGAGCCACUAGAUGUAUCAUGUGCCCCCUCAGGUAUAGCAAUGAAUGUCGUCUCCUUAGUAUAUACUUUACAUGGAACCGACACAGGAACUUUCUGUGUCUUAAUCUACACGUUUUGCUUCCUGCCCGGUGUGUGUUUGCAUCAGUUACAUGAUAAGAGACGUUACUUUUGCAAUUUUCUUUGUAACGGCUUUGUUACUUUUAACUGUUUUUCUGAAGGGUUUUCUGUUUUCGGCUGAUUGAGAUUUGUGAAAAGGUUUUUCUUAUUUUCCUUCAACUGAUUGUGCAGAUAUCCGAAAACAGUGUUUUAAUAUUGGCUUGGUGAUUCUUCUGAAGUUUAUUAAGGAGCUGAUGCAAUUGAAGUCUUUAUGAAAAGUUUACUCUUUGGUUGCUCAUAAGGCCAAACUCAUAAAAGUUUUUAUUUUCACCAACUAUCUUUUAUGCCAUUCCUAAAAACUUUGUAGUAUUUUCAGAUUUAAUAUCUAUAUUUUUCAAUUUUCUGAAACAUCUCUAUAGAACUUUCAUUUGUAAAACUUAAUAUCACAACUAUUCUCUUGUCUUAUCAAAUUCUAGUUUUUCCCAAUUUUAUAAAUAAGUUCUUUUCGACCUCUCUGCUUUACGGUUUCAUGGUUUUGCGUUCUAAGGGAUAACACGGGUAUGCUCAGGUGGUUCGGAGCCAAGCCCCUCUUUCCUAUCCAGUCUGGAGCCAACUGCUGCUCUUGUAUUGGCAAUGCCUCAGGUUGUCUCCGAGAGGUCUGGCUCGGAGUGAUUCCAAGGUCCUCAUGCAAGCUGUUAAAGAUCCCACCAACCACAUGGGCAAGACGUACAUAAGAGAUAUUCCGGAGCCAUGGAGAACUUUGGAGUCUCAGUUUAAAUCUGUAGAAGACAAGAAGUUAAAGAAUCUUACUGCUGAUCUUGUUGUCAAAACAGCCAUAUAUCUUUGCGCUAUUAAAUUUUUGUAUCCCAUCUUGGCCAGUGAUUGAAACUUGAAAGGGAAAGAAACUAUGUUCGUUCUCCGUUGAAUCCUAUAUACUUCAAAAUCUGUCUCCAGUGGCAGUUUCACAACACUUUUGAGCUGUGUUUUCUGCAGACUACAUGUGAAUGUUUGCAGUUACAUCUUUACAUAUCUAGAAUGUGCUUUCCAAGUUUUAGUUUACUGAAAGAUGAAUCCAACUUUGAUAACUAUUUAGAUGCCUAAAUAGGAAAACUAAAAGCUGAAUUGAUUGAAGUCUAACUAGCACAUGUAGACUAUGUAGCGUAGUGUAUAUUUCGAGGGAAUAAACUCGAAAUCUUCAUCAAAUUAACCUAACCACUAAUCACAAUUAUUAUUAAAAUAAACUAAUCUUUGAAAGUAAACAGUAUCGAAGUGACACUUCCUCAAUCAAAAGGUUUCCUCUCACUUCCUCUCCUGCGCGAAACAAAAGAAAAAAAAAAAGAGAGAGAGAGAGAGAGAGAGAGAGAGAGAGAGAGAGAGAGAGAGAGAGAGAGAGAGAGAGAGAGAGAGAGAGAGAGAGAGUCACACACAAACACACAGAGAGUUUAGGUCUGCUUUGUAAAAUCUCUCUAUCUCUCUAUCUGCACUUAAUCAUUUCUCUUUUCUCUCCCACUCACCACUUAAAGAAAUAAAAACCCAAAUCUUUCUUCCAUAGAUCUGAUCCUCUUUAAGCUCAAAUUCGUUCAACCCUUGUCCAAAGAUCCUACCUUUUCCACUAAUCUCUUCCUCCUCGCAAGAUUCUGCAUCUGCAUUCGCUAGCCACCCGAUGCUGCAUGCAGUUCCCAAGACCCUUUUAAAUUGCAUGCUCCACAACUCGACCUCAGUAAAAAAGGGUUACUUUCCCCUCCUCGAUUUGAAAUUUGAGAUUAAAAGUUUCAAUCUUUUAGGUUGUUAAUGGAUUCUCAGAGGGAACCCAAAUCUCAUUCCUUGAAUAGGCAAGGCUCCUCUCUUUACAGCUUAACUCUCGACGAGGUCCAAACCCAUUUAGGUGGCUCCGGUAAAGCCCUCGGAAGCAUGAACCUUGAUGAGCUUCUCAAGAGCGUCUGUUCCGUGGAUUCGAACGGUGACACUACUCAGGAGGGUGGUGGUGGUCUCUCUCGUCAGGGGAGUUUGACUCUGCCUCGGGAUCUCAGCAAGAAGACUGUCGAGGAAGUCUGGAAAGACAUUCAGCAAAACACUAAUGGAGGUAGUAAUAAUGCUCAUAAGGAGCCUACGCUUGGUGAAAUGACGCUUGAGGAUUUGUUAUUGAAAGCAGGAGUUGUGACUGAGACGGUUACUGGUUUAGGACAGAACAUACCUCAGGCUGGUCCGUGGGUUCAGUACCAUCAGCUGCCGUCGAUGCUGCAGGGGCAGUCUUUUAUGCCGUAUCCGGUGGCUGACAUGCAAGCGAUGGUGUCUCAGACGUCUCUGAUGGGGGGUUUGUAUGAUACGCAGACUCCGGGGAGGAAGAGGGUGGCUUCAGGGGAGGUUGUGGAGAAGACUGUUGAGAGGAAGCAGAAGAGGAUGAUCAAGAAUAGAGAGUCUGCUGCUCGUUCUCGUGCUAGGAAACAGGCUUACACUCAGGAGCUAGAGAUCAAAGUUUCACGGUUAGAAGAAGAAAACGAAAGACUAAGGAGGCAAAAGGAGGUAGAGAAGAUACUACCAAGUGCACCACCGCCAGAUCCCAAGCGGCAACUCAGACGAACAAGCUCAGCUCCUUUCUGAUCUCAAAACUAUGUUUUUGUUUUUGUGCCGGUUUGCUUAUAAAAAAAGAGAGAGGAAAACAGCUUUUGUUUGUUUGUUUGUACAUUCGGUAGACUUUUUUUGUCUUAGAGCAAUUCUGUUAAACUUUUUUUAAAAACAUUUAAGAGUUAUUUUUAGUAGCAACAACAAUCUUUUUUCUUGAGUGUGUUGAUUAUCAAAUUAAGAUGUUGAGCAGAAGAAGAUUACAACAAUAGACACAGUCUGUAACAUGGAUCACACAGGAAGGAAAACUGUUUGAAGAUGGAUCAUACAGCUAACUUUCAUCAUAAGAACUUGUUUACUAUAUAUGUUCAGCAAUAGCCAAGCUUGAUGUUAAACUAGGCUACUCUUUGACAAAUGCUUUCAUAACAAAACCCAAUGCCAUAAGGAACCUGUAUUACAUACCUGUAUGACAAAAUCAUGGGAUUUAAUAUACUGAGGUUGUGUUGUUAUUGAGUUCAAUUACUUGAACUGUUUAAGGCUAGGUCUUUGUUUAUCAGCUUGUAGUAGGAACCAAACACAUUGAUUGUCUCUUAAAUAAAACUUUAUUUUCUUUAGAUGUUUCAUUGGAUGUGCUCAAACAGUGUGUGUCUAGGAAGUAGCUACAAUGAAGAUUCUUGCUAAUAAUGCUCACUGCUAAUCUCAUUAUUUCUUAGAACCCUUGUCCCAGACAGAACAUGAACCAGCUACUAAUUCAUGGUUAAGUCAGAGUAGAUUAUAUCUAAGCCAUGAUUCAUUGUAUUAAAGAGUAGUAAGGUCCUUGAGUUUCUAAGUGUUUCAGAUUCUUAUGUAAGUUUUUUCUUCUGCACACUUCUGCUUAUCGAUUCUUGUGUCUUAAAGAUCUUAUGAUUAAAUUCAUCUUUCUAGUAUCUAUUUUUAACUGUGUCUUUUGCAUUCUCCAGGAGAAUGGCAUGUACAACAAACAUGAGCUCGGUUGGUGGGGGCAGAUUAGAUCCACCAUCCGGUUCUUCAAAUGAUAAAAGCUAUAGACGUCCGAGACUAAUCAAAGCCAUACAAGAUCUCAGAACUAAGCUUCUGGUGAAAUUCAGGAGAUAAAGAAAGAUCUCCCAAGAAGCUGCUCUUUCUCUUGGUGGGAUUCUACUCUGCAACUGCUUUCUCUACGUUUAUAGGACAAACAGGAGACUGGGAUGUUCUAUCUGCUGUGUUGGCUGUCAUUGUAGUUUGUAAUAGCAUUGAUUCUCUGAAACAUUGUUUCCCAUUGCUCUGUUUUUUUAAUAAUCUGUUGAGAAGUUAACAAAGAUAUGAUUUUUAUGAACUCUAUGUGCGCACAAAUCACUUAGCUUAAAGUAUCUACAUAGUUCUGAAAAUCAAUGCCAAAAGAGCAAACAAAGGCAGAAACAAGACGGAACAUUUGUGUUCUUCUUCAAAACUGUUCCAAACCCAGACGACGAUGCUUUUGAAAUCUCUGACAAGAACCAGAAAGAAAAACCCAAGACGAGUAUAUUGAACGAACCGAAGAAGAAGACAGUGUUGACUCGACGUCGUUUUUGAGUGUCUAAUAGAUAGUGUCUUUUUUAAGUCCCACAUCGGUAAGCCAAAGCAAGAGGGAUGUAAGCUUUGUACUAUAUAAAGAAGCCGAGUCAAACUUAACAAUUCAUACCUUUCUCGGUUUUUUGGCUAAGAUCAAGUGUAGUAUCUGUUUUUAUCAGUUUAAUAUCUGAUAUGUAGGCCAUCGGUCCACACGAUAUUAACUCUAUUUUUUAGGGAGAAAACCCACUAAGAUAGCUUGCUAUCUGGACUUUCAAUAGUCGUCCAUGCGUUGCACUGCUGCAUGGACCUGGCUCAACCCAUCAUUAUUUAAGUCCAAUUUUUUAAAUUUAAACCAAUCCAAUUGACAUAGGGCUGUAUGGCACGGGUAAUGUUUUGUUAGACUUUUAGCCCAAAUGUGACAAAAAAAAAGACUUUUAGCCCACGUAACUGUUUCUUUUAUCAGUUUGGUCCGAAUUAUAUCUAAUUUUGCUAACUAAAUUUUUUUUUUUUUUUUUGAUAACUCUGGUAUCUGGGUAGUCACAUUCCCAACUAUCCCCCCGAAAGGGGUCCAGCGCCCCAACGGAAGAGAUGUUAAAUCCGUUGUGACCAAGACUCGAACCCGGAUGGCGGGCAGUACAGCUGUACCUCCUUUACCACCAAGCUACGAGCGCUUGGUUUGCUAACUAAAUUGUGGGUUUGAGAAGUGAAUUAUCUCGACAGGUGUUGAUUAUAGAUCAGUAUCAUCUGUUAGAACCAGUUUACAAUCAAACCAAGGAUGCAUUUAUGUGAUAUGACCAAAAUAUAUAUGUAUUUUCUCUUUUAACAAAAGAAAACGUAGAAAACCACAAAAAAAGGGGGAAAAAAUUAUGUCUAAUAGCUAGACGUCAAAAUAUGUCUAAUGGUAUAUAUUGUAAUAGUAAAAGCAUUUUUAUUUCAGUUUUUGGCAUGUGCCAAUGGACCAACCUUUAGUAAGAAAAAACCGUAAUGUAUGUUUUGGCUUUCUUCCUGGUUUAGAAGCUCAUUUUGUGGUUGUCUCAUUCAACUUAUUCUUCCUCUUGUUCACUUUGAUUCCUUACUUCAUCAUGAUCAUUAUUCUUAAACUGUCUCUUUUUUUCUACUAUGUUUAUAAAGCAUCCACCAAAGCGAGUAAAUUCAAGUUCUUCCCUACAAAAAUCAUAUUUGGAGUCAAGUUGAGAGACAAAGUGAAAAAAAAUAUAUAUUUGUUUUAAGACUCAAAAAUAAAAGAGAAAACUUGCCCUUGAUUCCUUGGUCCUUACUCUUGAACUUUCUCUUUCUCUACAAUGUAUUAUUAAGCAUCAACCAAAGUUAGCAAAUCUAACUAAAAUUUGCAUUGUUUAUGGGGGGAAAUCAGACAUGUCUUUUUCUUCUAAAACUUGCCUUUGGUCUUGGGUAAAUUUUCGGUAAGCUCUAUACUUCUCAUCAUCUUGGGUCGACCUUGGUUAGACGCCGAGUGAUUUUCCCAAAUACCUGGGUUGACAACCAAUAACAGUUUUUGAUAAAGAGGGUUUGUGAUACAAGCAAGAGAGAGGAGGCAAGCAAGCAAAGGAUGCUUAAUUCCAUUUCAUUCAUUAAUAUUUAUUGCAUACUGUGCAGAAAAUACUACCAGGUUCAACUUUGAACUUCUCCUCCUCCUGAACUUUCUUGACCAUUAUUGCAUAUGUGAUGGGAAAAAAACAAAACAUAGUUCAUAUGCACAAAACAUGAGAGAGCGACAGAGAGACAUAGGACAACAACCUUGCAGGAAGCCUUCACAGCCUCAAAUUUUAACAGUGUACUCAGGAGAAUCUUUAAAUAUAUAAAAAUGUUGUAUUCAUUCAAUUUAUACAAUGCUGUGAGGAAGUUGUUGAUAUCUUAACACGUACAAACCUUAAAGUGAUGAUUUAGAUAGAGGGAUAAGUUUUACUAGCAAGGUUAACUUGAUGACAGAAAACCUGUCAGGUUUAAAUUCGAAUUUUGCUCAGUCAAAUCUCUAUUGACGGCAGUUAACUGAACAAUAAAGUAUCAACAGAAAGGGGUCUACAAUACUAACUAAUCAAGUUGCUUUUAUAUUAUUGAACUUGUAUGCUUUUCCUACUCGUCACUCUUAAAUAGAAAAUGAAGGAACCGAUAGGAUACAAAACCACAAAACCCCAAAACCACAAAGGCAAUAUGAGAUUUAGCUCUUUGGUUAACUUUUUUUUUUUUAUCAGAAAGGGGUUUUCAUUCAUAAAAACUACUAGGCUCUAAAGAGAGCAUUGUCUGCCAUCAGCCUUGCUAGAGCUGAUUUGGCUAAGGAGUCUGCCAUUACAUUACAAGUAGGAGAAACAUGAGAGAAAGAUAAGUGAUUGAAGAGAGAGGCAAGGUUCCUGAGGUCAACCAGGAGACCCACAAUCUCAUUCAGAUCAGACCCUGAAAGGAGGGUGGAGAUGAGGACUAGGGAGUCCGAGAAUAAAUUGAGGGUGGUUAGUCCCAAAGCUGCUGCUGCUCGAAGAGCGUUCCUUACUGCCAAAGCCUCAGAAACUAGAGCUGAACCCACAUAAGAUCUUGAUGCUGAAUCUUUGCAUAAUAUAGCGUUGUUAGGUGCCUUGAUCUUGAGCGUUCCCUAAUCUUUGCAUAAUAUAGCGUUGUUAGUUAGCUCUUUGGUUAACUAGUUAUCUAUAUUUUCACAGAAAUUAAAAACAGUUGUAUUUGUGGCUAGUUAUCAAACCAUUUACAAUUUUAACUAGAACUGUAGAUUUACUUUACUCACUGUAAAAUCUAGGGAUGGGUAUUCUGGUAUCCAUUCGGAUUCGGUUCGGGUCUAUACAUGUUUCGUUCGGGUUUUUGGGGUCCAAAAUUUCAUCCCCAUUCGGAUAUUUCUAAAUUUCGGAAAGGUUCGGUUCGGUUCGGAUUCUGAUAACCCAUUUAAAUGAUUUUUAAAAUUUUAAAAUUCAUUAUAUACUUUAAAUUUUCAAAUUCUUUUUUUUUUUUUUUUUUUGACAACAAGACAUUCACAGACUCAACUUGACUCUGUAAACCAAACCGGCAACUCUGCAUCCAUGUGAACGACGAAAGACGGUUGUUUUCUAGCACUGCGUGCUAAGCUAUCCGCCCUUUUAUUCUCCGUCCAAGGUACAUGAACGAUCUCUGAGUUGUAAAAACUCCUUUGUAGGACUAUUAUAUCUUUCAGAUAACUUUCAAAUGCUGGCCAUUCUUCUGGUUCCGAAACCAUCUUCACCAAUUUAAAUUUUCAAAUUCAUUAUAUACUUUAAAUUUCUCAAAAUCUAUAGAUAAAUAUUUAUUUUUUUUAAAACUCAAUUAAGAAAAAAAUGCAGAUAGUAAAACUUACCUUUGAUUCUUUUGUGCUUAAACUUUCUAUUUCUCUACAAUGUUUUAUUAAGCAUCAACGAAACUGAGUAAAUCUAAAUAAAAUUUGGAAAAUUGUUUAAUAGGGGACAUGGCAUACUCUGCAAACAAUACCAACAGGUUCAACAUUGAAAUCAUCCAGCUCAUCCUCCUGAAUUUUCUUGCCCAUUCUUGCAUCUGUGGUGGAAAGAAAAAACAAAACAUAGUUCAGAUACACUAAACACAUCAUAACUGAGAGAGAGAGGAAAACAACCUUUCAGGAAACUUUUCCAUCCCCAAAAUCUAAUAGGGAGCUCAGGAGUAUCUUUCAAUAUAUGAAGAAUGUUAUAUCCUCUCAUAUUUAUAGUAUGCAUCCGCAGAGUCAAGCGGCUAAUGUUUUGGGGAUCGGAUAUGAACACCACUGAAGCCGGGGGUAGAUUCCACAGUUUCCAACCAAACAGUUCCACCGCAAUGAAUGAUGCUACACCUCCUUCAGAAUAAGAAGAUUCAAUGAAUGGGUCGUGUUUCAGAACUAUUCCAGUGGAAGAGUAGGCUUGCAGGACUUCAUCAGUUUAGGUUGCCAAGGGAAGUGAUGGUGAGAGGACCACUGUAGCAUGUCUUCUUUAACUUUGAUUCUAUAGUCUUACGGACAAGACGAGGAUCAUAACCUUCGGGAACCGGACAGCUGGUGAUGUCCCACCAUACCGAUAUUUUAGAUGCUAGGAGCUCAACAGGUGCCGCCUCGUACUUUUCCAUCCUUGUUAACAUUAAAAAUGUCAAAACCAGAAUAAAUUCAAAAGAAUCAGAAAUGUUUUACAAUCAAAACAUCAAGAGAGAUGUUGAAAUCACUGACCUAGUCUGAAACGCCGAAAAGAGUACUUUUCUAAAGAAAGAACAAUAGGGUUUCUUUUAAAGGAACAUGCACCUUGCAGAGAAAGCAAAAAGUUCCUUGCAGUGAAAGCAAAGGGUUUCUUCUCAAGUAUAUAUAAACUCAAGAUGGGACUGUCUAAUGGGCUUUGUGGUAUGUCCUAUGCGCAGCUCGAGAAGAUCUACCGCAGCAACUUUUCUACAGAGAACAAAGAUUUUAGGGUUUCUUCUCAAAUACUAUAUAUCAACUCAAGAUGGGCUUUGCACUAUGACAGCAACUCAAGGUCUCUUGUCCAAAGUGUCAAGUACAUAAAGCUUACUGGUUUUCAUAACUUGUAUUCAGAAAAGCCAAAACUCUAAACUUCUCACCAUUGGAUCAGAACAAGGACAUCUAAGCUUGUACUUAUUCGUUCACUGUCUUACAGGAUUUGCUCCUUCAAUUGACUGAUACGUCACUAUCGGUUAACUUACAUGUUUGUCUGGUUGACAUUGAAGAACCCUUGGUUGCAGUUAGCACUGUAGUAUUUUUUUUUUUUGAGAAUAGCACUGUAGUCUUUUUCAUUCAAAACAAGGAUGUUCUAUGAUAUAUGACCAAAAUCUUUAUGUAUUUGUAUCCAUCACCAAAAUCUUUGUGUGUUUUCUGUUUAAAUAAUAUAUACAGUUAAGCUUCAUUGGUGAUAGUUGAAAAUUUGAAUAAUAAAAAUAUUAUUUUUUAUUUUUUUUUUCACUGAAAUUAAAGAGAAAUAUUUUAUCGUAAAUUUCUUUAUACAAAAAGGAAAAAGAAGAGGAAUGGAGUGGAGUGGAGUGGGGAAAACAUUAUAUUAACUAUCUCUAUAAUAUUAAUUGAGAAGUCAGUUUUCUAUGUGUCGUUCUCACAUUAACGCUCACGAUGGUUGAUUAUACUGAUACCUUUAAUGAAUUAAAAUAUUAAAUAUUAUUUUUUAUUUAGAUUCCUUUUAAAAAAAUUUCCAAAAAUAUAAUAAAAAGGAUAUUUUUAAUAAAGUUAAAAAAUGAAUUGAAACACGAAAAUAUAUGUAUAUAUAAUAUGAUUUCAUAUAAAAAAAAGUUCACAAAAUAGUAAUAUCACAUUUAAAAAAUAUUUUUAAAUAA